CAUCCCUCCGAGCCAAUAAUAAUCACCGCUAAAACCAGUUAGUUCCCUUAUUAUUAAUAUUAAUAUUAUAGAUGUGAGUAAAUGCUCAUCACCUCAACUUCCACCCUCCAAGAAUGAAAUACACAAGCAAUUAUUCUUGAUGGUCAAUAUUAUUAUUAUUAUUAUUAUUAUUAUACCCUCUCUAAAUCUCACUCCCUAAUUCUUUAUUUCCUCCUUCCAUCCAACCAUCCAUCACAAAAAAUAAAAAUAAAAUAAAAAAAGAAGGAAAGAAGCAAAGAAAUCGUUUAAUUUCUUGGAAAUAUAAUGAGCCACCAAUCAGGAGCAGGAGCAGGUUCUUCUUUCUCCAUUAAUUCCAAGGGGGAAGAUUUUGAUGAUGAUGAAGAGAAGAAGAAGAAAUCUUCAUCGUCGUCGUCGUCGAAUAAUAAUAAUAAAAAAGUAUCACUUGGGAAGCUAUUUGCAUUUGCAGAUAGUUAUGACUAUUUGUUGAUGUUUGUUGGAUCAAUAGGUGCUUGUGUGCAUGGAGCUUCUGUCCCUAUUUUCUUCAUUUUCUUCGGAAAGUUAAUCAAUAUUAUUGGCUUGGCUUAUCUCUUCCCCAAGGAAGCUUCCUCCAAAGUUGCCAUGUAUUCACUGGAUUUUGUGUAUCUCAGCAUAGUAAUUAUGUUUUCAUCAUGGACAGAGGUGGCUUGUUGGAUGCACUCCGGGGAGAGACAAGCAGCAAAGAUGAGGAUGGCGUAUGUUCGGUCAAUGCUAAGUCAAGAUAUAAGCAUAUUUGAUACAGAAUCAUCCACCGGAGAAGUCAUUUCUGCAAUCACUACUGACAUCAUUGUUGUCCAAGAUGCCAUUUCUGAAAAGGUGGGGAACUUUCUGCACUAUAUAAGCCGUUUCUUAGCAGGUUUCACAAUUGGUUUCAUCAGAGUAUGGCAAAUUAGUUUGGUUACACUUAGCAUUGUCCCUUUGAUUGCUGUUGCUGGUGGCAUUUAUGCCUACGUGGCAACCGGUCUUAUUGCUCGUGUUCGUAAAUCUUACGUGAAAGCUGGUGAAAUUGCGGAAGAGGUUAUUGCUAAUGUGAGAACUGUUCAAGCCUUCUCUGGUGAAGAAAAGGCUGUUAAACUAUACACAAAUUCUCUAUUCAACACCUACAAAUACGGGAAAAAGGCCGGUUUGGCAAAGGGUCUUGGCCUCGGUACUUUGCAUUGCGUACUUUUCCUUUCGUGGUCUUUGCUUGUUUGGUUCACUAGCAUUGUUGUUCAUAAGAACAUCGCCAAUGGCGGCGAGUCUUUUACCACUAUGCUCAAUGUUGUCAUCGCUGGCUUGUCACUGGGGCAAGCGGCACCCGAUAUCACAGCAUUUAUUAGAGCAAAGACAGCAGCAUACCCCAUUUUCAAGAUGAUCGAGAGGAACACAGUGAGUAAAACAAGCUCCAAAAACGGUAGAAAACUGAGUAAAGUUGACGGCCACAUCCAAUUCAAGAACGUGACGUUCAGCUACCCUUCUCGUCCAGACAGUUUGAUAUUCAACAAGCUCUGUCUGGAAAUUCCUCCGGGUAAAAUAGUAGCACUUGUCGGAGGAAGUGGAUCCGGGAAGAGCACAGUCAUAUCUUUAAUAGAAAGAUUCUACGAGCCUGUAUCGGGACAUAUUCUAUUAGAUGGAAAUGAUAUAAGAGAUCUUGAUCUUAAGUGGCUUCGUCACCAGAUAGGUUUGGUUAAUCAAGAGCCUGCCCUAUUUGCAACUACUAUUAGGGACAAUAUUCUCUACGGCAAAGAUGAUGCAACCACCGAAGAGAUCACGCGUGCCGCUAAACUGUCGGAGGCAAUUAACUUCAUUAGCAACCUGCCGGAUAGAUUCGAAACACAGGUGGGUGAGAGAGGGAUACAGCUGUCGGGUGGGCAGAAGCAAAGAAUAGCGAUAUCACGUGCAAUAGUGAAGAAUCCAUCAAUAUUGUUGUUGGACGAAGCUACAAGUGCACUUGAUGCUGAGUCUGAGAAGAGUGUACAAGAGGCACUUGACCGUGUGAUGGUGGGUAGGACAACUAUUGUUGUUGCUCAUCGUUUAUCUACAAUUAGGAAUGCUGAUGUCAUCGCUGUUGUACAUAACGGUGCCAUUGUUGAAACUGGAAGCCAUGAAGAGCUUAUUUCGAGGCCAAACAGUUCAUAUGCUUCCCUUGUUCAGCUACAAGAGGCUGCUUCUCUGCACCGUUUGCCUUCUCACGGCCCUACAAUGUCCCGCCCUCUCAGCAUAAGGUACUCACGUGAAGGGAGCAUUAGAUUUUCAAGGGAAUUAUCGCGCACAACAACAAGAAGCCAUGGUGGUGGUGGUACAAGUUUCCGUUCAGAGAAAUCGAUGAGCAGAUUUGGUGUUGAUGGAGGUGGGGCUGAUGGUGUUGCGAAAGAGUUGAAUAUUUCUUCGGGGAGAUUGUAUUCAAUGGUGCGUCCGGAUUGGUUUUAUGGGGUUUUUGGAACACUAUGUGCAUUUAUUGCAGGGGCACAAAUGCCUCUAUUUGCACUUGGUGUCACACAGGCGCUCGUUUCUUACUACAUGGAUUGGGACACCACUCGUAGAGAAGUUAGAAAAAUUGCAUUCCUCUUCUGUGGAGGGGCUGUUAUUACUGUCUUUGUUCAUGCUAUUACGCAUCUCUGUUUCGGUAUCAUGGGUGAACGACUUACCCUUCGUGUUAGAGAGAAGAUGUUCACUGCUAUGUUGAGAAACGAGAUAGGAUGGUUUGAUGAUGUAAACAACACGAGCUCGAUGCUUGCAUCACAACUGGAAAGCGAUGCAACUCUGUUGCGUACAGUAGUGGUGGAUCGUUCGACAAUACUUCUGCAGAAUGUCGGUUUAAUUGUGACAUCUUUUAUCAUAGCCUUCAUCUUGAACUGGAGGCUCACUCUUGUGGUCAUGGCCACUUAUCCCUUGAUCAUUAGUGGUCAUAUUAGCGAGAAACUAUUCAUGAAAGGGUAUGGGGUAGACCUGAACAAAGCAUAUCUGAAAGCAAACAUGCUUGCUGGAGAGGCAGUGAGUAACAUAAGAACAGUAGCAGCAUUCUGCUCAGAGGAAAAGGUACUCGAUCUUUACUCUCGCCAACUUAUCGAACCCUCUCAGAGUUCUUUCAGGCGCGGCCAAGCUGCUGGCAUCUUUUAUGGCGUCUCUCAAUUCUUCAUCUUCUCCUCUUACGGUCUCGCCUUAUGGUACGGUUCGACCCUGAUGGAGAAGGAGCUAGCGAGCUUCAAAUCAGUGAUGAAGUCAUUUAUGGUACUGAUUGUGACAGCAUUAGCUAUGGGGGAAACACUAGCCAUGGCACCGGACAUUCUAAAGGGCAACAAAAUGGUGGAGUCUGUAUUUGAAGUGCUUGACCGAAGAUCUGAGAUAAUAAACGAUGUGGGAGAAGAUAUUGGUAGAGUACAAGGUACAAUCGAGCUCAAAGAUGUCGAAUUCAGCUAUCCAUCGAGACCCAAUGUGUUGAUCUUCAAAGACUUCAAUCUAAGAGUCGAUAUAGGAACAAGUAUGGCAUUAGUUGGACAAAGUGGUUCAGGUAAAAGCUCGGUCAUUGCACUAAUACUAAGGUUUUACGAUCCUAUUUCUGGCAAAAUAAUGAUAGAUGGGAAAGACAUAAAGAAAGUGAAGCUGAAGAUGUUAAGAAGACACAUAGGUUUGGUACAGCAAGAGCCGGCACUGUUUGCAACAACAAUAUACGAAAACAUACUGUACGGGAAAGAAGGGGCGACAGAGGGUGAAAUAAUAGAAGCAGCAAAACAGGCAAACGCGCAUACAUUCAUAAGCGGCCUUCCGGAAGGUUACUCAACAAAAGUAGGGGAAAGAGGGGUACAACUGUCGGGUGGGCAGAAGCAAAGGGUGGCAAUAGCAAGAGCUAUAUUGAAGAACCCUUCGAUACUGCUAUUGGACGAAGCAACGAGCGCUCUUGAUUUAGAAUCGGAAAGAGUUGUACAGCAAGCACUAGACAGAUUGAUGAAGAAUAGGACAACAGUGAUGGUUGCACACAGGCUGUCGACAAUAAAGAAUGCACAUCAGAUAUCAGUAUUGCAAGAUGGUAAGAUAAUAGAGCAAGGGACUCAUUCUACUCUAUUAGAGAACAAAGAUGGAGCCUAUUUUAAGUUGAUUAACCUACAGAACCAACAACAAGGCUAACAAUAUUCCAUUCCAUCCCAUCAUCUUUUUCAUUAUUAUUAUUAUUAUUAUUAUUAUUAUUAUUAUUAUUAUUAUUAUUAUUAUUAUUAUUAUUAUUAUUAUUAUUAUUAUUAUUUGUUGUUGCUGUUGUUUGUCGGUAUUGUUGGUGUUUGUAUAUUGAAUAUUUGAUUUAUCGGGUUCGAACUUGAGAUUUUUAGACUCUGAGACUGGAUAUUGAACUAUACAACACUUGUGUUCAGC
Erythranthe guttata (spotted monkey flower) is the source of this 4380-nucleotide messenger RNA. Its product is annotated as ABC transporter B family member 2. The record is from RefSeq and is a predicted model, not a curated record. Gene Ontology annotation, cellular component: mitochondrial inner membrane. Gene Ontology annotation, molecular function: ATP hydrolysis activity; ATP binding; ABC-type oligopeptide transporter activity. Gene Ontology annotation, biological process: oligopeptide export from mitochondrion. NCBI's taxonomy places the organism in Eukaryota, Viridiplantae, Streptophyta, Magnoliopsida, Lamiales, Phrymaceae.